This is a messenger RNA of Colletotrichum gloeosporioides, 714 nucleotides long. RefSeq names its product Esterase LovG. Gene Ontology annotation, cellular component: cytoplasm; nucleus. The record is from RefSeq and is a predicted model, not a curated record. Gene Ontology annotation, biological process: secondary metabolite biosynthetic process. The coding region runs from base 1 to 714 and encodes 237 amino acids. The transcript has a single exon. Lineage: Eukaryota; Fungi; Ascomycota; Sordariomycetes; Glomerellales; Glomerellaceae.
AUGAAUCGCUCUCGUCAAACUCGUGCGAUACUUCUUCUUCAUGGCAGCGGUUCAUCUGAUGCUAUUUACAAAUUUCAAACGUCCAGAAUUCGGGCUAUCCUGAAGGACAAGUUUACAUUCGUGUUCGCAAGAGCGCCUCAUCCCUCGGAGCCCGGUCCGGGAGUCCUGCCAUUUUUCGCGAAAAUGCCGCCUUAUUUCACAUGGUUCAGGAAGGGAAUCGAAGCAACAAGACAUGAAAUUGCAAUCUUCAAUCACUGCAUCGAAAACACCGUCCGGGCCUGGAAAGCUGAUAACCCUUCAGGAGCGAUUGUUGGGGUAUUGGGCUUUUCUCAAGGCGCCAUUGCAUCGACGCUACUACUGUGGGAGCAACAGGCCGGCCUCAUACCAUGGCUGCCGGAUCUGGAGUUUGGCAUCUUGGUUUGUUCGGGAUACUCCGAGGCCAUGAAGACGUAUAUGCGGGACCUGGGCAACAACAACCAACGCGAGUGUCAAACCUUGACAAUCAGGUUACCUACUUUGCACCUUUAUGGACGGCAGGACGUAUUCGGCGCUCCAUCGUCUAAAAAGAUGUUUGCAGCACAUUUUGUGGAAGACAGGGCGCGAUUGGAAAGCUUCGAUGGAGGUCAUGAGCUUCCCCGAGACAAAGAUGACCUUGAGAAAAUCAGGGACUUUGCGGUAACUGACCACAUGAUAGUCAAAGUGAGGUGCAUCUGA